Messenger RNA from Chara braunii, 739 nucleotides. The record is from the annotation of a GenBank genome assembly. NCBI's taxonomy places the organism in Eukaryota, Viridiplantae, Streptophyta, Charophyceae, Charales, Characeae.
GGCCGAAGCACUCAGGCCUGAUAAUAAGAGGGGAGGCGUGGCUAUUGGGGAUACUCCUAUGACUCAAAACAGAGUUAGACCUCGGCUGACUCUUUUGGAGACUCCUGGCGCUGUGAGGAGGGUUGAUGAAAGGCUGAAAGGAAUUGUUGAGAGACACCAGAGGGAGGUUGAUCUUCUUAAAGAAAUGAGACUCAAGGAGGUAAAUGCUCGCAAGGAGAGUGAACUCGAGGUUGAACGGUUAAAAGAAGAGAUGGCUCGUCUUGAGAUGGAAAAUCGAGCCAAUACGCGGAGUAAUUUGAAAGCGAAACUGGAUGAAGCUGCGGGACCGUCUUCAAGGAAAGAGAAAUCGCGUGGUGAUGAGGUUCGUUCAAACAUGAAGGGUAAGUGCAAGGUCGUUGCCAGUCCUGUCGCAAUCAAUGACAAGGAUGCCUUCCUACGAGCAGCAAGAAGGGAGCUACGAGGCUUAAAGAAGGAAAAGGUGGUUAACAUUUGUAAGAAGGAGGGGAUUGAGUACACCACUUUGGACCCUACCAAGGAGGUGAUUGCACAGAAACGUACAGGUAAGGCAUUCGAGGGAGAUGAUGACGAACCAGGUAAGGGUGACGGCACCUCGAUGUUGGUGGUGACCGAUGACGGGGAAGGAAGCUCUGAGGGUGACGGGCGUGAUUCAACCGCUUCUUAGGAUCACGCCCGAACGUGGCUUUCUUGUGGGAAGUCGUGCGCCUAUGUUCUAGUAUUC